UGAGAAAUUCCCGGGGUCGGGUCGGGCUACAGCCAUUGCACAGCCACUUGUUUCCUUCGUCACUUACCAGCACUUACCACAUGGUCGAACGACGAACCAUGGUUCCUUCUGUCUCUGCGGUGCAAGAGCCGAUUCUGUCCAAGGAAGAGAAAUGGCGUCUUAUGCAAGAAUCCGAUCAUCCUCAAGUCCCAGACGGGCCAGGCGUCGAUGAGAUCGAGGAACAAGACUCUCCACUCGCCGAAGAAAUAUUCAAUGCUAUUACUAUGAUUGUUCCAUUCUCAUUCUUGCUCCUGAUGAUGGAGAUACUCAUCCGGCACCAGUAUGGGAAACAUCCAGGGUUGGAUGUGCUUGUGGAAAGGAUGGUAUCAAAUGUCCCUAUACUGGCUUUACUCAUCUUCUAUACGAUGAGAUACAAGGAACACCGCAGGCUCCAAAUCGGACUCUUCUUGGCCUCCGUAGGUAUUGGGUGUAGGGUGACAUAUCUGUUGAGUCGUGGUUCCCUAUAUGUCAACAUUAGACAGAUACCACCACUCUGUACCCUUUGGAUUUACGCAAUCGUUCAGCUUGAGCUUGGGCCGGCCCUACUGAAUUUGGCCACCGUCGCGGCGUAUGUCUGGUGGAAUAGUUUAAAGCUCCUCCGAUGAACGCGUCGCGUCAUUUUCUGCAAUGUAUUGGCGGAGCAAAACAUAUUCGCAAUGGACGAUUUUUUCCGUGUUUCCUUCCCCUGACGGUCUAUUCAUGUACAGAAUGUUGUCAUCGUUUAUAAAUCAGAUUGGUAUUCUCAGACCUAAUAAAUCUACAGCUUGCAAGGAAUACGC
Messenger RNA from Desarmillaria tabescens, 818 nucleotides. RefSeq lists its product as uncharacterized. The record is from RefSeq and is a predicted model, not a curated record. Lineage: Eukaryota; Fungi; Basidiomycota; Agaricomycetes; Agaricales; Physalacriaceae. The transcript is spliced from 6 exons. The coding region runs from base 81 to 644 and encodes 187 amino acids.